Molecule: messenger RNA, 10315 nt
Organism: Gigantopelta aegis
Lineage: Eukaryota; Metazoa; Mollusca; Gastropoda; Neomphalida; Peltospiridae
Product: ataxin-7-like
Exons: 11
Coding region: 19-3015 (998 amino acids)
Source: RefSeq, a predicted model, not a curated record
GCAACAAGAAACUACAAAAUGGCGACCCAGGACAGAAGUCCGUCGCUUUUUGCUGGCCAACCAUGGACAGCAUGGGAGGAACAUGUGUCUUUAGAAGAUGUACACGACUCCAAGAGCAAAACACAACCAGAAACCACAUCUGGUGAAAGCGAUAGCAUGAAACUUCGAAGAAAUGAUAUGUCUUUGUUUGGUAUAUGUCCAUCUCAAGAUGAGUUUUAUUUGGUUGUUUGUGAGAAGUGCAAUCAAGUGAUCAAACCUCAAGCCUUCAGAAGACAUAUGGAACAUCAUCAUGGACAUAAAAACCUGAAGGGUGCAAAGUGCCAUACAUCCACCUCUCAGUCUCAUGUACCUUCCAAGUCACCAUCGUCAGUUUCUGCAACCAAAGAUAGCACACACAAUGCUAGUCUAUCCACUCACCCCAUGCCACCUACAAAAGCCAGUCUCAAACUGCCUCCUCCUUCAAUCCAGUCACAUAUAAACAAGUCACAUUCGGACAGUGGAAAGCCAAAUAAUUUCAAGAAAACCAACACGUUGCCAGUUGUUAAAGUUGAGCGAAUAUCGGAUUCAUCAGUAAAUGUGAAAAAGACACUUUCGGUGAAUCAUGAUUCUGGCAAGAAGUCAUCUCUCACAAACGGAAGUGUCAAAACGGAUAAUGGUUCUGUACACUUGAAUGCUGCAAUGUCAUGUCCUACCGUGCCAGUAUCUACCCCACCCAAGCCGACUGUUACGCUGACAUUCACUACCACAACGGUAACAACUACUACACUGACGAAAACUCUCAGCAGUGUUACACCAUCUGUGUUGUCGGCACAAACAUCGUCUGCAGUUUUGUCAACGUCGGUGGUUUCUUCCCAAUCAUCCAGCGUUAAUGCUGGAAGCAGUGGUAGUAAUAAGAAAUCGCCUAAAGAACGCAAGUUUCUCCCAUGUAAAGAUCGAGAAUUUGAUCCAGAUAAACAUUGUGGCUGCUGGAUUGCUGAUAUUAAUAAACAAUGCACAAGGUCACUCACUUGCAAGACCCAUGCCUUGUCUUUGAGGAGAGCAGUGAAGUGUCGAAGUAAGACAUUUGAUGAACUACUGAAGGAGCACCGGGCAGCAAAAGAAGCUCUUUUAAAGGCCAAGGCUGAACAACAAGCCAAGUCUUCGUCGGGCACAGGUCCAGGCGGAGGCGGUCACGGCAGCACCAACAAAUCAAGUCAUAACGAUUCCAAUACUCACCUGAAAGAUGGGUCUUCUCUCUCCGCAUCUUUUCCUUCCACAUCUCCACAGAAAAAUAUCAAACCUAAAAUCAAGCCACAGAAUACAGUAUUCCAAAGACUUACCUCAAGUGGCAUAUAUCCUCAUUCUGUUAUCAAGGAAGAGGAAGGUCCAUCCCAGGAUGCAUCGGCACGUGUUUCAGUUGAUUUUGAAGCUGAUGCCGAAGAAAUGGCUGAUGUCACAUACUUUCCAUAUCACCCACAACCUGCAGCAAUGUGUCGAUUUAAUGCACGGAACAAUGGCAGUGGCUGUUUUGCGUUCUCGAGAAAAGUUGAUUACAUGCGUGCUGCAUUUCGCAGUGCGCUUGAACGUCAUUUGCACCCUCCUGCUCACAAAAAAUUGUGUGUGGAAUCGAAACUUCCCAAGGAGCCUCACAUUGCAACGAACUCCAAAGAUCCUUACGAUUUCAAUUUGAUGGACACAAGUGGUGUGACGUACACCAAUCUCAACAGUGGUGUCGUCAAUUCCUCACACAAGAUUGUUGCCAUGAAACCCAAAUCAAAGACAUCUACUUCGGCUUGUUCUGGCAACAAAUCGCCCAAAGCUACUCUCGGCUCAAAGAGUCCUGGGUCAACGAACAUGUCUUCAGUGUGUGGGGGUGUGAACCCCGUGAAGCGAAAGCGUAGUGGAAGUGGGCAGGGUGUGGUGAACGUGACGAGUCACAACACGACGGUGGCCUCGGCUUCUCAGUUGUCGAACAUUUUCGGCAACAUCGCCACCAUCACCAACACAAACAGUCCCAUUACUGCCAUUGCCAUUCCGAACUUUGGAGGCGCAGCUCUCGGCCAUAUCAAUGCAACGCUGACUUCGAAUAAGCAAAUACAAGUGCCCAAAAAUAAUAUCAUCAAAGACUUCAACCUCGUGUUGACUGGCAUCGACCCGUCCAUGAUCAACGGGCAGGUGAUGAACAUCACCACCGCUCAACUCGCCGACUUCGCCGCACAGGCCCAGCUUGUCGGGAGGGUGAGUUCCGCUGAUGACAAGAGUGCUAAGCGAAGUCGGAUUGUUGGUGCAAACAGCAAGCAUAGUCCUACUACUGCCAAACUUUCAACGAGUAGCAUAGACACGUACAAGACACUGCAGGGCAAUAGUGUGAUAGUUCCUCAGAACGCGGUCCUCGUAGACAAUUCAUUGCAAGGGCACGUGCUAACAGGUCCAGUUUCAUUGUCCACGAGUGGCGGGAGUACGAUCGUGUCGCUAGGUAACGCGACCAUCGCUCCGCCCCAAGCUAGCCCAUCAUCCACACCAAGUCCUAUGUUCAGAACAGACUCUGUCUGUCCUCAAGUGUCCUCAUCUCUUCAUAACGGAGUCGUCUCUUCAUCUUCAGAUCAUAAAGCAGCAGCACCUUGUCAACGAGCUAGUUCCAAUAUGGCUAAACACACAAAAGCAGGUUUAACAAUGAAUAUCGCCCCCGGACUGUUGCACGCCUCGGGCCAGGUGGGCUCCCAACUGUGCACCAGUCAGGGCAUUACCACAGCACAGCUCUGCACGGGCCAGGCUCUCACCGCCUCACAGCUAAGUCAGCUGCAGAUGAAACCGGCGCAGAUAAAUAUGUCGAAAAACGUGAGCGGAAAAAUAACAAUGCAGCCAGUGUCUGUGACUAUUCCUAUCGUGAACCAGGCCAGUUUUAAUGCCUUGGCGACACAGCAGGGUCAGCAACGCACACUGUUUAUGACGACGAGUACAAACGACGGUUCGUCCAAGCAGGAGCUGCAUCUGCAGCCACAGAUAUCAAACUCUCCUUCAAACCUGAUCUCCUAGCACGACACAGGGAAACGUCCAGCCAGUGGAUUGCUUGUAAUAACCUCUCUCUCUCUCUCUCUCUCUCUCUGUCUCUCUCUCUCUCUCUCUCUCUCUCUCUCUCUCUCUCUCUCUCUCUCUCAUUCUGUAGUGGUUUGUUCCAAGUGCUUGCAGAACCGUUUGUGAUAUGUUAGGGUCUUUUUUUUCCUCUUUUUUUUUUUUUUUAUUAUUAUUUUUUUAACCUAAGUUUUUCUCUCUCUCUCUUUUUUUCUUUUGGGGGUGUGUGUGUGUGUUCACUAGUGAUAGGACACAAACAGUGUGCAAUUAGGUCUGUGUUACAAAAAAUAACUGCCAAAUGUGAAGCUCAACUCGACAGUUACAGUAUCAUGACAUUGUGCUUUAAUGGUUAAAGAAAAAUGUGCAAAGAUUUGAGAUCAGACAAUCAGUGCAUAUAAUAUAUAGAUAAAUAAUAAAUAUAUAUAUAUAUACAUGUGUGGCUACAUCCUGCUGUAAAACAGCUCUGUUGAAAAUAUCUUAUUAUUUUUAAAAAAAAUUAAAUUUGUCUGUAUUGACUUUUGUUAAAAGUCAUUAAUUUUGAGAGAAUUGUACAAUGAUUAUAAAUUCUAAUAUAGAAGUGAUUAUUCUUCCCAUUUUCCAUAGUACUGAAUGGGUGCAAGCAUUCUACCCUUGGUGUAUAUUGUUAUUUUCAGCAAUCUAAAUUUUAUGAAAUAAUCACAUUGUAUUAAGGAUACUACUGAAAAGACUACUCAAUGCUUACAAUCUGUUACGGUGUAUUUAUUUAGCAGAUUGUUCUCAAUCUGUAAACUAAAGCAUAAUAGCUAUUUUAUUAUUUCAAACUUGAAAAUUUUAUUUAAAAAAAAAUAGAGGUAGUUUUAAGACAAUAUUUUCUUAUGGCAAUACAUAAGAUAUACUUCCUUAUGCUUCCAAUCUACAUGUUUUGCUUAAAUUUAUAGGCUUAAAAUGCUACCUUUUUAGAAAUAAGUAUAACAAAACCAACUAGCGAAAGGUUUUAGAAUCGCUAUUCAUGUGGUUAAACUUCCUACUGGACUUUUAAUGAAAUUUUGACAUUAAAAAUAAUUGACAUUUCACAAAACUGAACCUAAAGUUAGCAAUAGCUUUUCUUGUGUGAACAGUUCCUGUAAUGAACACCUAAAAUUUUGUUUAAAUAAUCAUAUGUUAGUCCAUUUCUAAUAUAUACAAGUAUUUUAUUUUCAAACUACUACAGUAUUAGACUACCUUCAUUUCACUUGGUUGUACAAAAAUAAAAUCCCUUUAAGAUUUAAUUGGGGGUGGGAUCUAGCUUAGCCCGUAGAGCAUUUGCCUGAUGUGCUCGAGUCUAAGGAUCAAGUCCCCUCAGUGACUCUGGGGUUUUUCCUCGUCCCAACCACUGGAUGACAACUAUAUCAAAGGCAUCCUAUGAAGACUACAUUUCAGAUUUACAAAAUGUUUGACAACCAAUAGCCCCAGUGAUUAAUAAAUCAAUGUGCUCUAGUGGUGUCAAAUAUUUUUUUUUUUUAAAGUUAAUUAAUUUUUCGUAAUUGUUUGAUAUUUUACGAAGUACUUCGUACUGCUAUAUUGUUGAUUUUUGUCUGGAUUCUGUAACUAGUGCCAUCUUUUGUUAUUCCUAAGUUGGUGAAAUCUGAAUCUUUUAAAAAAACAAAACAAAUUAUAUUGUAUAGACUUAAGUUUUGCAUUCAAAUAGUUUUUAUGUAACAUUAAAUCACGGAUCACAUACUUUUGGAAAUAAAAGUGUAACUUUGCAUGUUUAUUUUCAAAAACAGAAUUUUACUGUACAUAAUAAUUUUUAAAAAUUCUGGAUUUUGGUGUAAAUUAGCUAGAGAUUAUACUAAUUUUCAAAAGUUUGUUGGUCAGUGAUAAAAAUAAUGUAUUUCUUGUACGAAGCAAAAUGACAUGACAGGCCAGGCUUCAUCACCCAUUUUUCUAGACUGAUAUUUCGUGCCAAUCCCCACAGUAAAAGUAUAGUAAUACCACCCUACAGUAAAAGUAUAGUAAUACCACCCUACUAAUUUAAACAUCAAGAUUAUUAUUUUUAUUCUUCCAAUCCUUUUUUUUUUAAAUGGGAGGAGGGUGUAUUUUGUUUUUUUAUUUAGAUGAAUGACUACUAUAAUGAUAUCCAUUCAGAGUCUAAUUUAUUUUGUGGAGGUCAACACAGAUUAUGUGAAAUGAUACUAAUUUCCAUUUGAUAUUUUACCCUGACACAUAAAUGUCAGAAGUUAAAGGUAAUAGACAAAGAUUAAUAAUCAUCUAUUAGGCCUCUGAUAUAUAAUUGUAACACAGUCUAACUUAUGUGACAAGAAACAUGCUGCCAUUAUCCAGUUAGCUGUUUUUUUAAUUUAUAGCAAGGACUCUUUUUAUAAGCAGUACCCUAUAGACAGGACCACAUACACGAGUUCCCCCGUCUUUUAUAUACCACUCUUGGAAUAGUGGUUUUAAUAGAAAUAUUCAGUGAAUGAGUUUUGUCAAAAUUACAAUUACCUUUGAUAUUGGUAACUAUCUUAACUUUACCUAAAUCAACAUAUGUAAAUCGAAAUUAAUCUUGUCGCUCGUAUGGCAAUGACGGUACUUGACUCUGAAUGACCAAACAGUAGCUUGAAUCAAAAAUAAUUCUUUCUUACCUAAGGUCUAAUUUAUGUUUUACAUUUGUCCUGAUGUUGGUAGUCCCAUAAUAUUUUCAAUAGGAAUAAAAUAAACAAUGUUAUUUGUGCCUAAUAUUUAUUUUGUUUUGAGAUUAGUAGCUUCUGUGUCUUGUCUCAUUAUCUGUGUGCAUUUGGAGAUUGUUUCGAUUUGUUAGUAUGCUUCACCACUUUGUGUGAAGCAUAGUGGUUUUGAAUUUAACACUCCAUUUCAGUUGUGUGUACUUGUCCAUCAUAGGCAAAAAAUAAAACCUUCAGUUAUUUGCAGCCAGUUCUAAUGAAUUCACCUCCCUUUACUUUUGGGAGUAUGUAUUUAAAUUUCUUUUCAACUUCACCUGUCCUCAAACAAAAUGCAUAUUCCCCUUAGGAUAGUAGUCUGGUUCAAACAUCCCAACAACCAAUGGGAUGGACUAAAAUUCUUCUACUGCGUCGUCCUUCCUGUUCCAGUCAUGUUCAAAUCAGACUACUAUUCUUUGGGGAAUAUGCAUUUUGUUUCAGGAAGGGCAAAGUGUUUAUAAAAGAAAAUACACCCAAGGGUUUUUUUUUCUUCAGUUUCCUCAAGUUUAAAAAAAAAUUAAAAAAUCAGUUUAUCUUUUCUGCUAGAUUACCCAUAACACUAACAGGAUUUAGGAUUUGUAUAUCCCUUGCAAAAAAACAAAAACAAAGUGUGUGAUUGUGAAAUACUUCUCUUGGCAACUAAUAUGUGGUAAUAAUUAUGUUAUUAGUAUUAACUAUUCAUCCAUCCAUUAUUGGUUUAAUAAAUGAUGAAGUCGAAUACAGAUACCAUCAGUUACAUAGUUCCUUUACACAGCUUUUUGUCUUUUAGGUUCUUUUAGUUUUAAAUAUAUUUCAUUUGCAGUCAUUUGGGUUAAAUUUUAAAAACUUUGUCAUGGUUAAUAUUUUUAUUAUUUUCAUUUGUUUUUUUGUUUGUUUUUUUUAUCAUUUUUUUUUAAAUAUAUAUAUAUAUAUCAUACAGUAAUGGAGAAGGGUGGUGUUUGGGUAGAAUUUAAAUAUAUUUUUACUUUUCAACACUUACUGUGACUGUUAACAUAAUUAAAAUUGGAUGUGUACAUUUUGUAAUUCACGUUAAUCAAAUUUUCUUAAUUUCUUUCUUGGCUAGACCUCUGAAAUCUAUGAGUGAGGAAAUUACAUAAGAGCUAUGUACUUCUGUUUGGAUUAUUAUCAGUAUGACACGUCCCAAAUUUUCUAAUCGCUUUGCGUUUGAAAUUUAUGUGGCCGUUAACUGCCAUGAUGAUAACUUCAAUCCAGAACUGUGUUUAAUUCAAGUAAUUUCCCACGGGGUUCUGAUCCUGUCAACUGCCUCUUUACUCCGUGACACAUCACUGCAGUGCUGACCCAAGCUCUCGAGUGCCCACCAUCUGCUGUGUCAACAUUUCUUCAUCAUUGCUGAAGUUAAACAACGACUGAACUGAAAUCAAAUCUUGUUUGUUAGUAGGGUGUUGUGUAGCUUUUUGUUGUGCUUUUCGAUUUUCAUCAAACAGUACAUUGUAAUGUCCACAAUCUAAUAAUUUAUUGCAGCCGGAUGGACAAUUCUUUCUUUUUUUUUCAAUUUUUUUCAUAUUUAUGCUAUUUAUAGUUGUUACUGUUCAGGAGAUUAUAAUGUUCUAUGCAUUACCAAUCAAAAGCCAUAUUGGAGAGAGACAAACUCUGUGAAGGGAGAUGGUAUUAGAGUUAGGUAAUUAAUGAUUGUGAAGUUUGAAUCUCAGUACUUAAAAAACAAAACAAAUGUAGAACAUUGAUUGUCUACAUAAUUCAUUGGUUUGUUGCCGGGUUUUGGGGUGGGGUUUUUUUAAUCAUCAUCCAUGUUUGGGGUUUUUUUUUCCUUCAAUAAAACAAAAACAAAACAAAAAAAGAAAGAAAGAAAGAAAAAAAAACACAUUCCAGUUCCUAGACCCAUUACUGCUGAAAACUAGAAUGUAUUGUUAGUUUGUGAAAAACGGUAACAAUUUAUAGUGUUCAACUAGUGCUGUAUUUCAGAACAAAUGGUUUCUUUCCCGAAAUUUGUACAUAAAUGGAAUUUUUAGGAAUCAUUUGAGAGUUUGUGUGAGCAUUUCAUUUGUCAUAAUAUAUUCUAUUGUUUGCAAGGUUAGUGCCUACAGAUGUGUGAAAGGACUUUGAGUGCUAUUAUUGUUUUGAAAGUGUAACAAUUUCCAGACAACCGUUCUCAUUGGCUGGAUGAAAUGUGUCCCAUCCACUGAUUAGCUGGACUCCUAUAUACUCCUUGUGCACUAAAGUGGUAGACUGGCUGUGUUCACUUUGUGAUGUCAUAAUGGUAUUACCUAUAUUAUUAUUAUUAUUAUUAUUAUUAUUAUGUAUUUAUCUUGAAAACUUCCAUGGCAGUGCUAUCUGUUACUAUGGCAACACUGAUGGAUCAACUACUACAGCAGAAAUGAGAUGUUGCCAAGACUACGUGCCGUUAAUUGGAUGCCUUUCAACCAGAGACAUGAUACUAGAGACUGAAAAGCUAAUGGAAUAAAUUGGUUUUUAAUUUUUGGCUCAAUAUGCUCAGUUGUCACAAAAUUUCGUCAUGAUUUAUUUAAUUUUUCUUGACCAUAUUGGACAAUCAGUUUAGUUAAAUAAAGUGUCAUCAUGUAUAUUAAAAGUUAUUUCGGGUAUCGGCUAUUCCAAAAAUAAUUUUGUAAGGGAGAUAACUGUUUUUAAUAUCCGUCAUUCAGUCAAAUUCAAAAUACACAUAAUUUGAACAUACAGUAACUAAACAUUAUAUACUGAUGGAAAAAAAAUAAGGAAAUGGCAAAUAUUGACUGUAAACACAAUCAUCAUGUAAGCAAGCUGACCAUGUUUCCGACAUUCAACCUCACUUUAGUGACAUUCAGUCCCAUAUUAUAUUUUUGUAUUUUAUACGACAUUACUAUGCUUGUAGUGAAUUAACAUUGAUCUAAAAAUGUCAUAUGUUCCCUUAUUUCUUUCCAUCAGUAUAUUUGAAUUUGAUUACCCACAUGUGCAUUAACAAUAAAACUUAAUAGUCAGGUCAGGUCAUAGGGUUUAACGUGCACAUUCAGAGCAAAUUGUUGUAGCACACGCCUGUCAUGGGUGCUGGUGUCGACUUAUGCCAGCUCCUUUGUCCAGAACAGAAAAACUUAAUAAUGUCGGCAAUUACAAUUUAUUGUACAUAACAUGCAGGGUGAGAUGUGGUUCUGUGGAAGGGUGCUUACCUAAAAGUCAGUUUGAUGUAACAUUGAUUGCCAUCGUGGCACAGGUCAAGUUUUUCCCUAUCCUAACAAGUGCCCCACCAGCUACCAGCUACCUUGAUCAAUUAGUGCUCAGGUGUUGAGUAUUUCUUUUUCUUCUGCAUUUGGGAUUAAACCAUAUCCAUGUACUCUUUCUCCCCCCCCCCCCCCCCCCCCCCCCCCCCCAAAAAAAAAAAGAAGAAAAAAAAACAAAAAAACAAAAAAAAACAACAACAACAACAACCACAAUAAUAAUAAUAAUAAAAAUGUGGAUGGGAGUAAACCUACACUUUAGUCAAAAAUUUUUUUUUUUAAUGUACACUAAUUGUACUUGGGGUAGCUUUAAAGAUUUUAUCAAAAAUAUUUGUAUCAUUUACCAAAUACAAUACAAAAAUAUUUUUAUUUAUUUUGGAUUCAUUGUUAAACACAGUUUUGUCUACAUCAUUCAACACUUCACUGAAUCAAUAUAGUUAUUGUGCUAAAUCACCUUUGUUUAUGUAGAUGUCUGACAUGGCUGGGUUAAGAUAAAUACAUGAUAUACAUAUUUAUGGAAUACUAAAGCUGCUGUUAAUUAGUUGUGCCUUUUACCAGUGACAGCUGCACAUUUAAUUUGACUCACAGAUUUUCUGUGGAAUCACAUUGGUGCAGUAUUUCAUCAUGAUAUGAUACAUUACAUAGAAUUGAUGUUUCCUUCUCUUGUAACAUUACAAUAGCCUGACAUGAUGAUACAAAAUGUAGAACCGAUCUUUCAUUCUUUUUCUUAUUACAAUAACUUGAUACGAUGGUACAGUACAUUGAACUGAUCUUUUAAUUAGUACAAUACAGUAGCUUCACAUCAUGGUACAAUAUAUAGAACCAGUAUGUUCAUCCUUAUAUAUCUCUUCAGUAGCUGGAUCUAACGGUACAAUACACUUAUCUUUUAAUUAUUACAAUACAGUAGGUCCAUGUGAUGGUACAAUACAUCGAACCAAAAUUUCAUCUUCAUAUGUCACUGUUCAGAACCUUGAUCUCUAAUGAUAAAAUACAUUGAGCAAAUCUUUUUCAUUCUUUCUAGUAUCAUGUCUCCGAACUGAUUGUCUCGUAGACUUGUUACAAGACAAUAUUUGUUGAUGCAAUCUGUUCUAAUUUAUCUUCUACCACAGGUGGUAGAUGUGUUUAGGGUGUCACUUCACCAGGGUGACAAAACGGAGCAGUUUGCUCACAACACAUGGUGAUAAACUUGGAGUUGUUAUCAGGGAGAAAAAAAUAUAAUUAUUGUAUCAUAGACACCACUGAUAUGCAUUUGUCUUGAUACAGAAUAGCAAUUUCUAUGAAUAUUUGUUUAUAAAUGUUUUUUCUACAUACCAUUGUAUAUUGAUAUGCUUUACUGGUUAUAAAAAAUUUAAAAUCUUCAAUAUAACAAUUGAACUGAAUAAAUUUACAUCUGCAUAAAGUUAA